GUGGUUUAUGUACAACUUUAGAGGAAAGAGUAAGUCUGUUUGAGUAAAUACAUAUGCUAGAUACGUUCAGAGAUGACCAUGAUGUUACACACAAUUAUCGUUGUGUUAGUUGUCCUGUAUAAAGCUGUUGAUGCUGAUAUUUUAAUUCCUUCAACAAUAUGUAGACCACCAAAACCUGAAGAUGCCGAUUAUUUUGGGGACUUAGAGCAGGAUGAUAAAGAUAUAAGAGCUAAAAUAGAUGCAGGUUUAAAUAGGGGCUCAACGCGUAGGAUUGAAUCCGACAAAGCAGUCAAUGAGUUUAUGUUUGAAGCUAACUCAGUGUUUGUAUCGACGGUUGGUAUGUGUAAAUAUAGAUAUCGAACAUAUGCUCCUCCCAAACAAGUCUGGUACAAAGGACAAAUGUGUUAUGUGUUACAUCAAUUCUGGUAUCAAAUCUGGAGACACGUUGAUUGUCCUAAACAGCGCUGUAGUAAUGUUCCGUGUAAUCAAUGGUCUCCAUAUGUCUACCGCUGUGUUCCGUCAUGUAAGCGUACAUUUUACAUGUGGAUAGCUUGUCGUGGUGAUGACGGAAAUUAUAGGUAUACCAGAAUACAGAAAAAGUUACCCCAAUGCUGUGAAUGUAAAAGAUACAAAUGCUGAAGAUGUUACUGUCAAAACAGUGUUCAUGCAAAUGAAUUAAUAAAAAAAA
This is a messenger RNA of Mytilus californianus (California mussel), 688 nucleotides long. RefSeq lists its product as uncharacterized. Lineage: Eukaryota; Metazoa; Mollusca; Bivalvia; Mytilida; Mytilidae. The record is from RefSeq and is a predicted model, not a curated record. The transcript has 5 exons. Bases 73 to 639 code for a protein of 188 amino acids.